AUGGCUGCCCAAAGCUCCUACAAUUUCAGGCCUGCCCUAAUUGUGGUUGACAUGCAGGAGGACUUUUGCCCGCCGAAUGGUUCUCUUGCUGUUGCUGAGGGCCGGACUAUCACCCCAGUGAUCAACGAACUCCUCUCUCUUCCCUCCUUCGUAGCGAAGGUCACUACCCAGGACUGGCACCCCCAGAACCAUGUCUCUUUUGCUUCUAAUCACCCGCCCCCGAACAACCGCCCCUUUAUCGACACCGUGACCAUCUACCAUCCAGACGACCCUUCUCUUGGCCACUAUGAGACACGUCUUUGGCCAGACCAUUGCGUGCAGAAUACUCCGGGGGCUGAGCUGAUUCCGGAGCUGGACGCAAGCAAGGCCACCCACAACAUCAAGAAGGGAACUGACCCGCGUGUUGAGAUGUAUAGCGCUUUCGUCGACCCAUUGGGAGUGUGUGACAGCGGUCUUAACAGCUUACUUCAAGAUGAGAAGGUAUCACAUGUAUAUGUGGUAGGUCUGGCAGGAGAUUACUGCGUGAAGUCAACUGCAAUGGAUGCCGUAAAACUGUUAGGUUUGGAAGGGAAAGUGUUUGUGAUUGAGGAUGGGACAAAGCCUGUGGAUGGCGGGGAGCCGUGGGAAGAAAGCAAGAAGGAUAUGGAAAGCAAGGGCGUCAAAGUAAUUGGUAUCAGCGCCAAGGAGGUUAGAUGGCUCUAUGGUGAGGGCUUGGAAGCUUAG
Messenger RNA from Thermochaetoides thermophila DSM 1495, 723 nucleotides. RefSeq names its product nicotinamidase-like protein. Lineage: Eukaryota; Fungi; Ascomycota; Sordariomycetes; Sordariales; Chaetomiaceae. The transcript has 2 exons. Bases 1 to 723 code for a protein of 240 amino acids. The record is from RefSeq and is a predicted model, not a curated record.